AAAUUUAGCAAAAGCAAAUUUUAAUUUCUUAGAUAUUAAAAGCAAAUAUAAAAAGUAGAAGAUUUAAAAAUUACAGCUUUCAUUUAAAAAGACUUCUUAUUUAAGAUUUGUAAGUAAUUUAACUGCAAGAUGAAUGCUGUUCAUGUCAAAGUAUUUAAACUUACUAAAGAAAAUAUUUAAAAAAAAUAUGAUUCACCUAGCUAGGAAUUAGAUUUUGUUCCUGAUUUUAAAGCUUUCAUGAAAUAAAGAGAGCCUUAUAACAAUUAUCUUUAUUCUAACGAGCACUACUAAAAAGUAAAUAUAAAAUACCCAGUUUCUCCAUCAUCACCUAAGACAAGUUAUAAAAAUACAAUCUCUCCACUACAAAGCCCUAUUUUAUCAGAGCCUAGCCCUCUAACAAAUGUUUUCUUCCAUCAGCAAGAAAAUUCAAAUUCAAAAAAAUAAAAAGUAGAAUUAAAUAAUUUUUAAUAGUAAUAAUUUCAAGCCUCAGAUUAAAGCUCCAAUAAAUAGAAUAAUUAGCAGCAUCAGAAUCUAAAUAAAAAGGAUUCAUUCUUUGCAAUUCACUCUAGAAGUCUAAACCAAAAAUUCUAGUAGCAAUAGCAGGGCAAUUCCUUAGCUCAGUAAAGAAUUUAAUCCUCUCCUAAACUAAAUAUUUCAAGAAAUUCUUAAUCGCCAUUAAAUUAUUAUGAAAAUUCUUUAUGUUCUUAAUCAUCUCCUUAAAUGCUCGGAUUGAACUCUCACCCAUAACUAAAUUAAACUAAAAUGCUUUAUAUUAGUAAUAGUUUCAAGCGUUAAUAAACUCCUCUUUAAAACAUAUUAAUUUAACAAAAAAUCGAAACUUAAAAAAAGAUCAAAACAGAAAAAUAAUAAUUAGAAUAGUCACUCAAUUUCUUGCUAUAAGACAAUGACAAAUAAAACUACUUAAGUAGCAAAGAUUUGACAAGUUUACCUUUCUUAAUAAAUCAGCAUGCUAAUUAAAUUCAAGUUAGUGAAAAUCACUUACUCACAAAUAGUUAGAUGAACAAUAACUAUUCUUAGGAAUUAAAUAGCAAAGAACAAGAAUUCUAAUAAGAAGAAGAAAAAUCUAUCCAAACUUUUACGUCCCGAAGGAACCUUUUCAUUGGUAAUAAUAUUUGCAAAAAAGGUAGACCUUAAAGUUCUAAGUUUACUCAUGAAAAAAGCUUAGAAGAUUAAAAAAAUAAUAAUUUAAAUGUUAGUAUUCCAUAUAAAAAAUAAAAUCAAUUUAUUGUAAGAGGAUUCUAAUUAAAAAAAUCCUGA
Messenger RNA from Tetrahymena thermophila SB210, 1278 nucleotides. RefSeq lists its product as hypothetical. The transcript has a single exon. The record is from RefSeq and is a predicted model, not a curated record. NCBI's taxonomy places the organism in Eukaryota, Ciliophora, Oligohymenophorea, Hymenostomatida, Tetrahymenidae.